Zonotrichia leucophrys gambelii is the source of this 3018-nucleotide messenger RNA. It is a transcript of the gene TMPRSS15, whose product is annotated as transmembrane serine protease 15. Gene Ontology annotation, molecular function: serine-type endopeptidase activity; protein binding. The record is from RefSeq and is a predicted model, not a curated record. Gene Ontology annotation, biological process: acrosome reaction; proteolysis. Gene Ontology annotation, cellular component: membrane. The transcript has 29 exons. NCBI's taxonomy places the organism in Eukaryota, Metazoa, Chordata, Aves, Passeriformes, Passerellidae.
AUGGAUCCCGAUGGCAUCUUGUUGAUCUUCUUGGUGGUACAAAAUAUCUUUCACGAAAGUGAUCUGAAACACAAGUUUGAGAGAUGUGAAAUCUCCCAGUUCAAGAGGUCAGAAGAUGAUCAUGACAGAUUGACAUCAGAGACCAGUGUGGUUGUGAUCCUCACCCUUUAUUUUACCCAGACGGCAACAGCUGAGAAAAUAAAAAAUGAGCUGGUUUUGGGUGUCACUGCAAAUAACCCUACCGAGACUUUGAAAAUUGAUGUGAACAGCAUACAAAUCACAGUAGCUGCUGAAAAUCCUACUACAACAACACCUUUAACCUCAUCAGAUCCCACGAGUUUCAUUACAAGUUCCAUGACACCAACUCCAGGUUCAGGACAGCUCACCACAAGCAAGCCCUCAACAACAGUGGAUCCCACGAGUUUCAUUACAAGUUCCCUGACACCAACUUCAGGUUCAGGACAGCUCACCACAAGCGAGCCCUCAACAACAGUGGCUGAGUGUUUGCCACCUGCUGAACUCUGUGCUGAUGGUGCAACCUGCAUUAGUGAAGAGUUCUUUUGUGAUGGAGUCUUGAACUGCCCAGAUGGUUCAGAUGAAUCUGAAAAAAGAUGUGCUGCAGUUUGUGAUGGACAAUUCAUGUUGACUGGCUCCUCUGGGUUUUUUCACUCAAUGAAUUAUCCAAACCCAUAUAAUGAAAACAUUGUUUGCAAAUGGAUAAUAGUAGUGCCUCCAGGAUUGUCCAUUAAACUGAACUUCACUUCUUUUGAAACACAACCAUAUGCAGACGAGCUGAGUAUUUUUGAAGGACUAGGACAAAACAAGGUUUUAAGAGCUUCUCUGUCAGGGACCAAUCCUGAAACAAUUUACAUCUUUUCUCAUGAGGCUACAGCACAGUUUAUGUCUGAUUAUGCAGAGAAUUAUAAUGGCUUUAAUGCAACAUACACUGCAUUUAAUGCAAGUGAACUAAACAAUUAUGAGAAAAUCAACUGCACUUUUGAAGAUGGCUUUUGUUUCUGGAUACAAGAUUUGGAUGAUGAUUCAGACUGGGAGAGAGUUCAGGGUCCCACCUUUCCCUUGAUGAGUGGUCCUGAAUUUGAUCAUACAUUUGGCAACUUUUCAGGAUUUUAUAUUUCAACACCCAUUGGACUUGGAUUCAUAGAAGAGCGGGUCCGGAUUCUGAGUUUGCCUUUGGUCCCUUCAGACACCUAUUGUCUAAGCUUCUGGUAUUUCAUGUAUGGGGAUAAUGUUUACCGUUUAAGAGUCAGCAUAAGCAAUGAGGGUGGUAAGGAAAAGAUAAUUUUCGAGAAAGAAGGAAACUAUGGAAACAACUGGAAUUAUGGACAAGUAACUUUAAAUGAGACUUCUGAUUUUAAGGUUAUUUUUGAUGCCUUUAAAAGGCGUGGUCCCAGUGACAUUGCCGUGGAUGACAUUGGCCUGACAAAGGGAAAGUGUAACCUAGACAAUUAUGUAGAGCCCACUGUGAGGCCAACUACUGCCACCACCCCACUGGUUCCCACUGACUGUGGAGGGCCGGUUGAACUCUGGGAGCCAAACAGUACAUUCAGCUCUGCAAACUUUCCAAACAAUUACCCUAAUUUAGCUUCUUGUGUGUGGUACUUGAAUGCUGAAAAUGGAAAAAACAUCCAGCUUCAUUUUCAGGUCUUUGAUCUGGAAAAUAUUUAUGAUGUGGUUGAAAUCAGAGAUGGCAGAGGACCAGAUUCUUUACUUUUGGCUGUCUACACAGAGAGAGGCCCUCUGCCAGAUGUCUUCUCUGCAACAAACCAGAUGACAGUGAUCCUCCGGACAGACGAGUCUUCAACUGGGAAGGGAUUUCUUGCAAACUUCACCACUGGCUACCAUCUGAGGGCUUGCACAGUUGAUGAGCAUCAGUGCAGUACUGGGAAAUGCAUCCCAUUGCACAACCUGUGUGACAACAUCCCUCAGUGUGAAGAUGGCUCUGACGAAGCAAAAUGCAUGAGAUUGCUCAAUGGCUCUCAGAGCACCGAAGGGCUGGUACAGGCCAGGGUUGGGGAGUCGUGGCACCUGGCAUGUGCAGAGGAUUGGAGUGGAGAGAUUUCAGACAGUGUUUGCCAGCUGCUGGGGUUGGGGCAUGCAAAUAUGUCAUCAGCUGUAUUAUUCACUGGAGAUGGUCCAUUUGUCACCAUCACCAAAGGUAACCACAGCCUAAUUUUCACAAAAAGAGAACACUGUCGGGACAACCUGGUGGUUCAUCUGCAAUGUAACAUUCAAUCUUGUGGAAAAAACCUGCUAACUCAGAAUAAUGGAACAAGAAUUGUAGGUGGAAAUGAUGCCAGAAGAGAGGCUUGGCCCUGGAUAGUUUCACUCCAUUUUAAUUUCCAACCCGUUUGUGGAGCUUCCCUUGUCAGUGACGAGUGGCUGGUGACAGCAGCACACUGUGUCUAUGGGAGACAGCUGAAGCCAUCCCGCUGGCAAGCAGCUCUUGGCUUGUACAGCCAGUCAGACCUGGCAAAGCCUCCAGCAGUGGUUCAAAACAUUGACAGAAUAAUUAUAAAUCCUCAUUACAUGAAGCAAACAAAAGACAGUGAUAUUGCUCUGAUGCACCUUCAACACAAAGUGCAGUAUACAGAUUACAUCCAACCUGUCUGCCUACCAGAAAAGAAUCAACAGUUUCCACCAGGAAUUAACUGCUCCAUUGCUGGCUGGGGGGCUAUUCGCAAUGAUGGUCCCUCUUCAAACAUACUGCAAGAAGCAGAGGUCCCUCUCCUUUCUAAUGAAAAAUGCCAGCAAUGGAUGCCAAAAUAUAAUAUUACUGAGAAUAUGCUCUGUGCAGGAUACGACAUGGGAGGAAUAGAUUCCUGCCAGGGGGAUUCAGGUGGCCCUCUGACAUUUGAAGAUGGGGACAAGUGGUUUUUGGUUGGUGUGACAUCAUUUGGAGAAGGGUGUGCCCUUCCCCAGAGACCAGGAGUGUACGCUCGAGUCACCAUGUUUGUGGACUGGAUCAAAACCAUCAUCUAUUAGCUUGAUAUUUUUUAA